AUGAACGAUCAAUUAACCCUUUCUUACCAGCAGGGUUUUCAAGCCGGCUACCUAGCUGCCUUCCACGCCUCUCUUCAGAUAUUGCCCGAGCCCAUGCGGGCCGCCUUGCAAGCCGCUGCGGCACCUCCUGCCCAACGUGUCCAAAUACAGGUCGCUGAGAGCGCCGAUGUUUCCGCAGAUUUGGAGGUUGAUAUCUUUAACUUGCCUGAAGAGGGGGAAGAGGGGGAGGGGAAGGAAGAGGGCGAGGAAGAGAAGGAGGAGGAGGAUGAAGAAGAGGAAGAGGACGAAGAAGACGACGAGGAGACUGAAUCAGACACGCCUCCCCCCGCAUCCAAGCGCCGUUGUCCCCCGAGACCCGGCUACUACUAA
Molecule: messenger RNA, 369 nt
Organism: Morchella importuna
Lineage: Eukaryota; Fungi; Ascomycota; Pezizomycetes; Pezizales; Morchellaceae
Exons: 1
Coding region: 1-369 (122 amino acids)
Source: RefSeq, a predicted model, not a curated record